Messenger RNA from Acanthamoeba castellanii str. Neff, 930 nucleotides. RefSeq lists its product as uncharacterized. The record is from RefSeq and is a predicted model, not a curated record. The transcript has 3 exons. NCBI's taxonomy places the organism in Eukaryota, Discosea, Longamoebia, Acanthamoebidae. Bases 1 to 930 code for a protein of 309 amino acids.
AUGAAGCUGGACUCGAUGAGGGCGGCAAACGCGCAACGGGCGAGUGACUUGGACGUGCUCGGGUUCUCCGAGUGCCAGCAGCUGCUUCGCGACCACGGGUCGCUACGUACGCUCGAGGCCCUCAGCAAGGUGGACCUCGCCGUUCUUCUACUCGCCUUCGCUCACAACGAUGCCGAGUGCUGCAAGAAGCUGCUGGAACGUAACCUCUUCGAGGUGAAUCAGCUGAACCCUCACCGCCCGCAUGGCGACGUCGAUCGCUACGACCCUCGAACCGGAGCAUCACUGCAGAUCAACUUCCAAUCCACGCAACUGUCCUCGGUGAGCUGGCGGCGCGCUCGGGCCGGAAUGAUCAAGUCUCUACUUCAUUUCGAGCUCCCAGCUCGCACCGCUCCAGCUGCCCAUGAGACACCGUUCGCGUCAGAGAACUCUCGAGACAGGGGUCCGGUGCCUUUCGGAGAUCCUUAUGGCGACGACGCUCCCUGCUCCCAUCAUCAAGACCGGCUCAUGAGUAUUACGGCUUGUCCUGAGGCUCUUGUUCUCAUUAGCGUCGCGUCACAGUACGCAAACUGGUCAUUCGAGGAGCUACGGGCGUGGGAGACAUGGCGCAAGCUCGUCGUUCAGCUCCGUCCGCAACUCGCCAAGCGGACCGGUAUCAGAGACGCCUAUCUCCAGAGAGGCGUCGUGUCGCCCUUCGACGUUCAGCAGCCGUUCGUCAGCAUCCCUCUCGACCAGCUCCUACCGUGCCUCCCGCCUAGUAGCUCGUCCGACUUCAAGCUCGAGCCGAAUCUCCCUAGCGAAGACGUAGGGCAGGUUCCAGUGCCUGCCUCUGGCGGUGAGUUUGGUGCGAGACGCUUCAGUCACUCGAAGUCGCAACGGAACAGACGUAAGGCGAAGCAUCAGAGGACGAAGAAGAAGGCUGCGAUCCCCUAA